Astrephomene gubernaculifera is the source of this 2136-nucleotide messenger RNA. Lineage: Eukaryota; Viridiplantae; Chlorophyta; Chlorophyceae; Chlamydomonadales; Astrephomenaceae. The record is from the annotation of a GenBank genome assembly.
AAACAAUUCGACAGGCUUCAAUGCACACAUUAAACCGCAAAGCACCGUUUAGCAUAGAACCACAGAAGUACAAGGAUGACCUGGAAAUGGACGAUGCCCACGCAUGUAGGUGGGAUCAUCAGUCAUCAAAGAAUACUUUCCGUCGUAUGACUGCUGUGACGCCUCAACAGUACCAGUGCUUAUAGUUUAUGCAGCAGCUCCUCCACAAUUCGACAGUUGUUCUCACCUUGCCAAGCGACUUUCAACUACCGAUACCGGGUACCGCACGCAAAGAUUAAAACGGUUCUUGCAAUAAAUCCUUCAUCCCUUACGCGCCUUGCCAAAUCGCGAUAGCAUAAGGGUGUGCUGGUCAGACUAGGGUUCUCGCCAACGCACCAUGCUGAGUUCCUGUUCGUGGACCCCUCCCAAUGCGCUCAACGAAAACAAUAUUUUUAGCGAAAAUGAUCUAACGGAUUCUGAUCAUUCAAGUGGAGAUCUUUUUUCCAUCACCGGUUUUAAUUCAUGGCCUCGGGACCUUUGCACCUUGGUGACGGAGCUAACGCUGGCCUUCAAGGCUGAGCUGGCGGCCGGCAACGUGCUCAACAACCGGCAGGACCCCCAAUCUUUUAACCGCCUGAACGCACGUGUGCAUUCCCUUCUCCAGGCCUACAGCCAGGGCAACUGCGGCGACUGGCGGCGCUACGCUGCUUGGAGCGAGCACGGCUACCUGCGGCACCUGCUGUGGACCGCGGAGGAGUUUGAACUCAUGGUGCUGUGCUGGAAGGGCGACCAAACCAGCCGCGUUCACAACCAUGCGGACAGCCACUGCUGGCUGGCGGUGCUAGACGGCGAAGUGUGCGAGACGCAGUACCAGCCACUCGCGCCGGAUGCUCAGCUGCGCGCCGUACCGCACGGCAGCUUCCUCACCAGAAACUCUGAGGGCGGGGCCGUCGUACGGCUGGUGCCCACCUCCAGCACCCUCAUGCAGGCGGGUGACGUGGGUUACAUCAACGACCGGAUCGCGCUGCACUCCGUAGGGGGCUGCAAGUACGGCAAGGGUGCACGUGGCAGCGGCGGCAACGGCAGGGCUGCCGCUGAGAGCGGCGGGGACGUUGAUGAGCCCGCGCUGUCAUGCACGCUGCACCUGUACUGCCCGCCCAUCCGGCGCGUGAGGACAUUCGAGGCCGGCAAGGUGUGUGAGUACACGCCCGGCUUCUCCUCCCGCAACUGUCUGGCGGAGCCGGAGGAGUGGUACAUGUACGAGAUCUAGGAUCGGAGCGGGGGUGGAAGUAGAGGGUAAGGGAGGGAUUGAGGCCGAGAAUAAGAAUCGGUGGGAUUGAUGUCCAGGCAUAUGGGUAGGGCUAUGCUAGGCUCGGUGUCAUGCUGAUUAGGUGUAGGUUCAGUCGAGAAGAUGUUGCUUUGUGUUUCUUACGCAUUUCAAGCCGUUACAAUACGCACCCGUGCAUGCGGGAUUGCAUAAAGGGUAAGAAUUAAUUGAUAACAGGACUGAUGCUGUUAAGGCCGUUUCCUGUUGCACGACUUGCCGGCACUGUCCAGUCCUCCUGGACUUGCCAAGCAUUUGUAUUUUUCCAAUCUUUAGUUUCUUUAAACCAUGUACCGUUAGGCUCGAGGCAAAAUUCCCGUUUGUUUCCUUUAUUUUGUUGUCGUUGGAAUAAGUGGCACGGUUGGUGGCUUGUAAAGGGCUCGGAGUUGCAUAUCAUGUACAGUUGUUGCCGUGGGCUGUGCGGGGAGCCCUUGUAUACUCCCAUGCGUGUGUGUUUUCGCACCCUUUCGUCACCCUUGCGCGGAAGACUGUACAAAUGACAUUGUUCACAGGCGAUGCCGGGCGCUCUCCCGGUUAAUUGCUCAGUUGGUCAGGAUACCGUGUGUUUGGGGCCCCUGAUGGGGCUUUGUUGGUUGGCAUGCUGGCUUUCUGUGUGAGGGGCGCACAUCUUAAUGAGGCGCGUCAUGUACCUGAAGGGCCAGACCAGAGGCGCAGGCCGCAUACCAGAAGUUGGUUCGACAUGUUGGCUAGGGCUGUUGCCGUGAGUGGCGUUGUGCGCUUGCCGUGUAGGACGUAGCCAAAACGCUGAGACAUGUAAGAUACGGGCACAUACGCCUCGCGGCCAGUUAUGUUAACAUACGGGACGUUAAGAC